This is a messenger RNA of Dendrobium catenatum, 2781 nucleotides long. Its product is annotated as conserved oligomeric Golgi complex subunit 7. Bases 69 to 2558 code for a protein of 829 amino acids. Gene Ontology annotation, cellular component: COG complex. The record is from RefSeq and is a predicted model, not a curated record. Lineage: Eukaryota; Viridiplantae; Streptophyta; Magnoliopsida; Asparagales; Orchidaceae. The transcript has 10 exons. Gene Ontology annotation, biological process: Golgi organization; retrograde vesicle-mediated transport, Golgi to endoplasmic reticulum; intracellular protein transport.
AUGCCAAUUUAUGAUAGUGAACUCCAAAUCUCGAAUCCAGGAGAGCAAAUCACAAUUGCAAAUCUGCAAUGGUGGUGCUGGAUUUGGGAGAAUUCUCGGACGAGGGCUUCGACCCCAAGCGUUGGAUUAAUGCUGCGCUUGAUUCACGGCACCCUCAGGAUCCCAUCGAUCGCUUCCUCUCGGAUGUGGAAGAAAGCCUCCGUUCGUCUUCGGAGAAGAUCGUCGACGCCCUCGAGCGCGAAGGAGGUGAUGCUCUGCGCCGCGUCCCCUAUGCUUGCCGCGAGGCUGUCCACAUUCGCGACGAUGCUCAGGCCCUCCGAUCCGUCGUCUCCUCCAUCCUUCUUAAACUUAAGAAGGCAGAAGGUACAUCAGCUGAGUCUGUGGCUGCUCUUGCAAAAAUAGAUACGGUAAAGCAACGUAUGGAAGCAACUUAUGAAAUAUUGCAGGACGCUGCAGGCUUGACACAGUUGAGUGCAAGUGUUGAAGAUGUCUUUGCCAGUGGAGAUCUUCCACGGGCUGCAGAUACUUUGGCUAACAUGAGACAUUGUUUGUCUGCUGUUGGCGAGGUUGCGGAGUUUGCCAAUGUGAGAAAGCAGUUGGAAGUCUUGGAAGACCGGUUGGAGGAAAUGGUUCAGCCUCGCUUAUCAGACGCUUUUGCACAUCGUAAGGUUGAAGCUGUACAAGAUUUAAGACAAAUCCUUGUUCGAAUUGGAAGAUACAAGUCAUUAGAGGUACAUUACACUAAAAUGCAUGUAAAGCCAUUAAAAAAGCUCUGGGAAGACUUUGAAUCUAAGCAGCGAAUUAACAAGCUUGAGAUCGAUAAGCACGGUGAAAGUCGCCCAAACAUUGUAGAUGCUACAAAUGCAUCCUCUCUUUCUUUCAGCAGCUGGCUUCCUAGUUUCUAUGAUGAGCUUUUGCUUUACCUUGAACAUGAAUGGAAGUGGUGCAUGAAUGCUUUACCUGAGGAUUACAUCUCUUUGGUGCCGAAGUUACUGGAUGAGACCAUGUCUGAGUUGUAUUCAAGUUUUGUUCAACGUAUCAACCUCGCAACUGGGGAUGUCGUUCCUGAAACCAAAACAUUGAUUAAAGGUGUAAUGGAUAUCCUAUCUGGAGACAUACCAAAUGGCACUAAAAUUCAUAAUAAGCAUCUUGAAGCGCUAAUUGAACUUCAUAACAUGACUGGUGCUUUUGCAAGGAACAUCCAGCACUUGUUUGCAGAAUCUGACGUUCAGGUUCUCCUACGCACAUUGAAGUCUGUUUAUUCUUCAUACGAAGUAUACAAACAAAGAUAUGGGCAAAUGGAGCGUGCUAUUCUAUCCUCAGCAAUUUCAGAAAUAAAUAUUCGAGGAGCUGUUGCCCGUGGUGUUGGUGCUCAAGGCAUUGAACUUAGUGAAACUGUUCGAAGGAUGGAAGAAUCAAUCCCUCAAGUAAUUGUACUUCUUGAAGCAGCUGUAGAGAGAUGCAUAAGCUUUACAGGUGGUUCUGAGAUGGAUGAGCUUCUUGGUAACCUUGAUGAGUUGAUGUUGCAAUAUCUCUCAAACCUGCAAGAAACCUUAAAAUCCUUGAGAUCAGUUUGUGGAGUGGACAAUGCUAUACAAAGUGAUAAUUCAAAGAAGGAUGCUGGUAUUGACAGAAAGAUCAUGAAUGUCGUAUCUGAAGAAGAGGAGUGGUCCAUAGUCCAGGGUGCACUGCAGAUCCUUACUGUUGCUGAUUGCUUAACUAGCAGAGCAUCUGUUUUUGAAGCUUCUUUACGAGCCACACUCGCGAGGAUUGGCACAAGCUUAUCCAUUUCUGUUUUUGGUUCGAACAUUGACCAGUCUUAUUUAGUAAGCGGCAAUGCAAAUGUGGAAUUGCCUCUUGCAGGUAGAGCAGCACUGGAUGUUGCAUCUUUGAGGCUUAUCAACAUGCCGGAGAAGGCUAGAAAGCUUUUUAAUCUCCUAGAACAGUCAAAAGAUCCACGCUUCCAUGCACUUCCGCUCACAGCACAAAGAGUGGCAGCAUUUGCAGACACAGUGAAUGAACUUGUUUAUGAUGUUCUAAUAUCAAAAGUUAGGCAGCGAUUAAAUGAUGUAUCUAGGCUGCCAAUAUGGUCAUCUGUAGAAGAGCCAAGUCUUCAUCCGCUCCCAAGCUUUAAUGCCUAUCCUCAGGCCUAUGUAACGAGUAUUGGGGAAUAUCUCCUUACUUUGCCCCAGCAGUUGGAACCCCUUGCUGAGGGCAUCGCCAACAAUGAAGCUAGCAAUGAAGAGGCCCAAUUUUUUGCUACUGAGUGGAUGUUCAAGGUUGCAGAGGGUGCCACUGCUCUCUUCAUGGAACAGCUGCGAGGAAUCCAUUACAUCACAGAGCGUGGGGCGCAGCAGUUAUCAGCUGACAUUGAGUACCUUAGCAAUGUGCUUUCUGCCCUCUCAAUGCCGAUUCCACCAUUUCUUUCUACAUUUCACACUUUUGUCUCAACUUCGAGGGAUGAAAUCCGAAAUCUACUUAAACCUGAUAGUUCAAAUCAACUUGAUCUCCCCACAGCACACCUUGUAUGCAAAAUAAGACGCAUUUCUCUUGAUUAGGGAUUAUUUUCACCUGCAACUUCCAUUCAAUUGAGUUCAGAGAGGGACAGAAUUCAUCAAUCUUAGUUCUCUCAAUAUUGCUACUGGCACACGGCAUAUUUUCUUGUAUUUGACAUUUUAGUGGAGAAAAUUUUCACGAUUGCCUGUUUGAUAUUGGAAUCAAUGACCAACAUUUCUGUUAAUAUGGCUUGAGAGAAUGAAUCAGAUUGGUUUGCUUUUGUUU